Messenger RNA from Pecten maximus, 4500 nucleotides. Its product is annotated as caspase-2-like. Gene Ontology annotation, biological process: proteolysis; regulation of apoptotic process. NCBI's taxonomy places the organism in Eukaryota, Metazoa, Mollusca, Bivalvia, Pectinida, Pectinidae. Gene Ontology annotation, molecular function: cysteine-type endopeptidase activity. The transcript is spliced from 9 exons. Bases 120 to 1424 code for a protein of 434 amino acids. The record is from RefSeq and is a predicted model, not a curated record.
CACUACUUUCGUUUUAUUCCGGAAUUCCAUAGUGUGUGUUCGUUUAAUUUGCUUAUCACAUUGAUCAGCUGUUGGUGUAUACUUGUACGUCGUUUAUUCUACCUUUGUAGGGUGCUGUCAUGUAUGAGAUGAAUGUAGAAGACCGGGGAAAACUGACUUCUAAUAGAACUUUUUUGGUGAAAAAUAUCACUAAGACAAUGAAUGUGGUAGACAAACUUAUGGAGGAUGGUACCAUAACAGAUGAUUUGAAACAGGACAUUGAGGCUAAACUUACUGAUAACGAUAAGAACAGGAAGCUGCUUGAUAUCAUUCCGAGGAGGGGACCAAAAGCAUUCAAAGCAUUCCUCAAUGCCCUCGUUAAAACAGAUAAUGCCUUUUCUGCAGAACAGUUAAGCCCUGGAGCAGGAGCAAUAUACAAAGUAUCGAUGACAUCUAGUGAGAAAGGAAUGGUUUCUCCUGAGGAAGAGAAGCCACAAAACCAACAUUCUGAGAUUAUCCUCCCUAAAAAAUGGCCAACUGAACAAGACUUUGUGAAAGAUUUUAUAGUAAAAACGUGUAGUCAUUCAGAAAAGGGAAAGUUGCAAAGUGACAAUUAUUACAAAAUGAGGAGUAAGCCUCGUGGACGGGUCUUAAUGUUUAAUAACUUUGUGGCUGUAGCUCACAAAGUAGAAGAAGAGGAUGGGCUUUGGAAAGAAAAGCUACAGAUGAGAGAUGGAACAGAAAAGGAUGAACAAAGUCUUCGGAGAUUAUUUGAACAGCUACAUUUUGAUGUAGAAGUAAAAAAAGAUAGAAAAGUUGAGCAAAUGAGAUCAGACAUAGCUGAGGAGAAAGCACAUCGUUUCCACAAAGAUGCUGAUUGCUUCAUUUUGGUUUUCCUGAGCCAUGGUUCAACGGAAGGGAUCUAUGGAACAGAUGGAAAUGUUCUUACAACCGACGAAGUGAAAAGCAGUUUAAAUAACAAGAACUUCGGCAGCAUGACGAACAAACCUAAACUGAUUUUUAUUCAGGCCUGUUGUGCAGAUACGUAUGACAAGGGAGCGAACGUGGCUGACAAUAUGGCUAAAGAUAUGUCAGAUGCAAGGAAAUCAAUGUCUGCCUUGAAUCUCAAUGAUCCUAAACUGGAGAAUGUAGAUGAGGCUGACAGCAAGGUUGAGAAAUCACCAUCUGAUGCAGAUAUGUUUAUAGCUAAUGCUACUACACAGGAUAAUGUUUCUUUUAGAAACACAAAGUUUGGAUCUUGGUUCAUCCAGGCCCUAGUGUAUAUCUUCAGGAACUACGCCUGUCAGACCGACCUCCUCGAUAUGCUCACUCUGGUGAACAAGCUAGUAUCCGAGGGCAGAGCCUCAGAUCGAGAUAGAAACAUUGCAGUGGCGGUUUCUGUGUUUGAAUCCACACUCAGGCACAAGUUGCACUUUUUUCCCUGAUUGACCGAGGUUGUCACUCAUUCUCCACAAGAUUAACUCGCUUCAUCUGAUACAAAGUGUCUGCGAGCUUGAAGUGUUGUACAUAUUAGUUCAUCAUCCACCCAACACCUCAUCCAUUUCACUACUGUAAGAGCUUUGAUAAUAAGAUAUGGCCAGUUGCCACCAAUAAUAUUAAAGCUGUAUAUGUCACUUCAAUUGUUAACUAUAUUAUAGGUCAUGAUCUACAUUCAAGCUGACAAUGCAAGGAUCAAAUAUGUUUUUUAAAGCAUGACAUUUAUCCCUACAAUACUUAAGGUUUAGGUCAAUGAUAAAGAUAUACAUGUAGAUAAAAAAUGAAAUUAUCAAAACAACCACUGGCAUUAGUUCCGUGCAUCUUUUUCUUACAUUUUGUGAUAAGGUUGAAGGUCAAAAUAAAAAGGCUGCUUGAAUGAAAUGCCUACAUGCACUCAAUAAGUUUUGGUAAAUGAUUGAAGUGGAAACAUUUUUAAUGUCUUUUCAAGUUGUGGAAGGCCUAGGGUAAGGUCAUUUACCACUGACCACCUGUGAUGAACCACAUUAACCUAUAAUCACUUAUCGUUAAUAUCUUUAAUAUCUUUAAGGUUACAGGUUAUUUUUUUUAACAAAAGAGCAUUUGGUAAAACAAAAGAUGCUGGGAGAUGUUUUUAUUUGAUGAAGUGCAUAGUUCAGAAGUCAGUAAAAGUUAACCAUCUGAGAAAAAGAAAAAAAGAACAUGAAAAAGACAAAACAGUUACAAAACAUGUUUGUAGAGUGCCAGAAACUCUGACUAGUAUAAUGAUAUUUUGGCAAAGGUACCCAGUAUACAGCACUAUUUUCUGAUGUUUUUUUUCGGGUCUGAUAUAUAGUGGGCCUCAUGGUUUCAUGUAUACAUGUAUGUGUAUUGUUUUAAUAUUUUUCUUUUUCUCUUUUUAUUGAAAGAGAUUUUAAUCGUAUUAAGGCACUCAUUGUCACACAAAUGUUUAUAAAUGUUGAGGUUCUCUGUGUCCAAUUGAUAUAUAUAUUGUAAAACUAGACACCUGUAGAAUUGUAGAGCAGAAGUGCUAACUAUUGUCUAAUGAUGCAGCAUCCAAUUAUAAAGCAUUUAGUGAUCAAAAGUGCUACUUAUAUUGUAUGUCUUUAAAUUUCUAUUGGAAACAUGUACAUACAUCAUGCUAUCCAGAGUAAUAGGGACGAAGUGUCUGACCAAAACACCUCUACGUAUUCAGCACAGAUGAGUUCUUGGCUUAAGAAACACAAAUCGUCCCGUCCAGGUUUAGACCACACACUUGCAUAUUCAUCUGCAUGUUCAUUAGCUCAGAUGUUCACCUGAAUUAUCAUUAGCUCAGAUAUUCACCAGAACUUUCAUUAGCUCAGAUAUGCACAUGCAUUUUCAUUAUAUAGAUACUUUAUUUACUGAGCUAAGCUUUGCUUACAAAUUAUUGUCGCAGAUCGUUUAGGCCAUGUAUAACGUUAUUAUGGAUGUUUCCGUAGGUAAGGUCUCAGAACUGUAUCACAGACAAUGCCCAGUCAAGUCUAGAGUCUGUACCAUCAAUGAACAUUUAACGGAUUGGGUGUGUUCUGUAAGUUUGUACUUUUUUGUUCGCAUGUGACUCCUCCAAUAACAAAAGGGACCACGCCAUAAGUUAUAUAAAAAAAACAAUUUAUUGAUAGUUUAUAAAAUAUAAAUGCAACAAGAAGAAAGAGCCUGACUGAUUUGAAUUAUAAGAGUACAUAUUGCCUAAGCCUUCUCAAUACUUCGGGGAAAAUAGCGUACCUGGGCGAGAUUGGUGUUGUAUUGUAAGAUUUAUAUAGAGUGAUGCGAAGCUUUCCCAGGACAAGCAGACCUUGGGAAAUCGAAAUCAUUUUGGUACACUUUUUGAUCUGUCGAAUAUAUUAACUGGAAUUUUAUGUUAUGGCGUUAUCCCUCCGUAGUUUUGUCCAAAGUCUUCCUCUCUUGGUUCUCAACGACUGCAUUAUCAUGUCGUGAAGCUUCCAUAGGAGAGACAGGAUUUUGACCUUUCAUUUUGACACAAUGCAAGUUUUAUUAUCAUGACACGUGAUUUCGCUUUUAGAUUUAUUUUGUUUAAAUAGUUUUCUGUUUCCAACUGUCAUCCAUUUUGGUACGAAUACAUAGGUCGCUUUGUCGUGCUAUGGCCGAAAGGAGCGUCCAAAGACCUAGGUACUUAUUGUAGACUGAAUACGUAAUACACAUUGAUUGUUGACAUGAGGUGGGCUAAGCUGUGAUGAGGUAUAUAGAUAUGGACGAUGGACGGACGAUUUCUGACAUGGUUGUCGUUAGAUAUAGGGGUACCGAAGAGUAUACUCCAACAAUGUUAGAGGUUUUACACGGCGAGAUACUUUUGUCAGGCGCCGUCGGCAAAAUCAUAUCCGAUAGAAAAAGAGCCGACCAGCGCGCGGCCGCUUAUAUGUUAUAGGAGUACCGGAGAGUAGUGUAUACGUACAUGUAGGCAGGGUAUAUAUAGGCUGGUCAUUCAUGCCAAGUCCUGUGAUUGCGUCCCUCAAAAACCACCUGUUAACGUGUACAGUUUUAGAUGUAUAUAUAACUUUUAUAUAAAUGAAAAUUGUAUACAAUAGGUUACGUCAAUAAAUGCAUUGUGAUAUUGAACUACAUAGGUACACAGGCAAAAUGUAAUGAGGUAAAUUUGACCUGAAAAUGAGGUUAAUUUCACAUGAUGAAAAUUUCAUGUUAAUGUAAAAUUUCAGGUCAAUUUGACCCGAAAAAUCUUCAUAUGAUUUCAGAUGAAUGUUCAUGUCAAUUUACGGUAUUUCAGGUCAAGUUGACCUGUUGACCUGAAAAAAAACACUUCAAGAUGAAACUUUUAAUUCGAUGUCAAUUUGAGGUAAACUUUAAGUGAAGUUCAGGUGGUCAAUGUUCUGAAUUUGACCUGAAUUGACAUGAAGACAUUUUGAGUACUAGACCUGACGGGUAACUUCUACAUGUAGCGUUUGGAUGGGACAAACUUAUUAAUGAUUAAUUAUAUACUUUUAAUCUUGUAUUAACGAGACAUACCUGGAAAUGACAAGCCUUUAAAUUCAAUAUAAUGUGUGUAAUACUGUU